AUGCGAUUCUCACCUUUGAUAUUGUUACCAUUGGUAACAGCUGCACCAGCAGCCAAGAAAUCGAUCCCUGAAUUAUCAGUAAAACAAUGGGAUGCAAUUCAAUCGGGAUUCACGGAUGGACUCCGAUCAUUAUCAUCUUGGUCUUGGAAUAAGGCUGAAGAUGUAAUGGAUGAACUUGAAGCCAUUGCCGGUGUCGAUGCAAACAACAACGAUGACGAUAAAUCAUCUUUGACCAUCUGGCAAGCUUUAAAAGCCGAUACCAACUCUUUCAGCAAAUUAGUCAAGAUCAUCGAGUUCGAAGGUAAAUCUAUCGAUUACCUUGAUGACAAAGAUCUUCAAAUCACUUUCUUCGCUCCUAACAAUGACGCUCUUACUCCCCCCGAGCACCACCACCAUGAUGAAGACCACGAUUCACUCAUUGAUCUGCUCCACAACCCUUCUCUCCAAACCCUCUCCAAUGUCCUCGAAGCCGAGCCUUCUCUCCUCGAGUCCGAUGAAAACCGUCACCACCAUCACCAUCAUCAUGGAGAUGACGACGAUCCAGAGAAGAAGAAGAGAAGAAAGGAGAUCUUCCGAAAGAUCGCCGGCAAAGUGUUACAAUAUCAUGGUCUCACCAAAGCAUACACCGCUCAAGAAUUAGCUCAAAAUUCGACCGUCGCUACAGCUCUCAAAGCAGACGACGGAUCUUACGGUGGUCUUCAACGAAGGAUCAGGAUCGUCAAAAGCUUCGUCCCUCCUUCUCUUACACUCAAUUUCUACGCCAAGGUUCUUGUAUCCGAUAUCAAAGCUAGAAACGGUUACUUCCACACAUUGAACCAUCCUCUUAUCCCUCCCGGAUCAAUCCUCGACGAGCUUUUCCUCUUCCCCGAUGAGUUCUCCACACUCACCUCAAGUGUACAGAAGCUUCACAGUGCACACUAUCUCGAUUGGUCAUACGAUAAACAACACUCUAAGCCCGGUCACCCUAGAUUCCACGGUGCACCUCUGGUCACUUUGUUCGCUCCUUCCAACGAAGCUUUCAAAGCUAUUCCAGCUAAACUCAAGUUCUUCUUAUUCUCCCCCUUCGGUGAAGACGCUCUCACCAAACUGUUAGCUUACCACGCCGUUCCCAAGACACUUCUUCUUUCAGAGUUACUUUACACUGAAAAGGUUCAUAAAUCAGAGAUCAACGGUUUCGCCGACACUUUAGGCGAUUACGACGUUUUCAACAUUGGUGAUGAUGUUUCCUUCCACAAGGAAUUCGAAAUUUCACCUGCUCUUCCCAACUCAACUUUGAGGAUCGAAGUUGAUAAAACUAAAUUCUUACCCGUCGAAGGAGCUGUGAAGACUACCAUCAAGGUCAAUGGACAAGAAGUCAAAGUCAUCGAUGUACCAGCAAGAAACGGUGCCACUCACGUCAUUGAUCACAUCUUGAUUCCUCCUCACAAGCACCAUGACCAUAAAGGAGAAGAUCUCGCUCACCUCGAUACUUGGCAAAACUGGGAAGAUUGGUUCCCUGCCUGGGUCGAACAAGCUUAA
Messenger RNA from Kwoniella shivajii, 1518 nucleotides. RefSeq lists its product as uncharacterized. Lineage: Eukaryota; Fungi; Basidiomycota; Tremellomycetes; Tremellales; Cryptococcaceae. The record is from RefSeq and is a predicted model, not a curated record. Gene Ontology annotation, biological process: macroautophagy. The transcript is spliced from 4 exons. Gene Ontology annotation, cellular component: fungal-type vacuole membrane. Bases 1 to 1518 code for a protein of 505 amino acids.